AUGAGCGAAAACGAUGACAUCGACGUGGACAGUGAUGCAGACAAGAGAGCACAUCACAAUGCAUUGGAACGCAAGCGCAGGGACCACAUUAAGGACAGCUUUCAUGGUUUACGAGAUUCUGUCCCUGCGUUACAAGGAGAAAAGGCUUCCAGAGCACAGAUUUUAGACAAAGCCACAGAGUACAUCCAAUUCAUGAGACAAAAAAACCACACCCAUCAGCAAGACAUCGAUGACCUUAAGAAGCAGAAUGCACUUCUGGAGCAACAAGUUCGCGCAUUAGAGAAGGCUAAGGGAAACAAUACACUUGCAAAUAAUUACUCAUCAGACAGCAGUUUGUACACAAAUCGCAAAGGGAGCGCAGUAUCUGCGUUUGACGGCGGAUCAGACUCCAGCAGCUCAGAGUCGGAGCCUGAGGAACCCCCAAGUAGGAAGAAGCUACGUCUAGAGAACAGCUAA
Knipowitschia caucasica is the source of this 456-nucleotide messenger RNA. The record is from the annotation of a GenBank genome assembly. Lineage: Eukaryota; Metazoa; Chordata; Actinopteri; Gobiiformes; Gobiidae.